AUGUUUUGUUUAUUUAGACUUCGAUUGGAAAAUUCAAUUAUUUAUUGUUUGUUGCAGACGGGAGCCCUGGAAGGAGCACAUUUCCGCAAAACUGGCCGACUUGUGUCACUGAGUGAGCAACAACUGAUCGACUGUUCGAGCAAAUAUGGCAACAGAGGAUGCCACGGCGGUUUCAUGGACCAGGCCUUCACCUACAUCAGGGACAACAAGGGUAUUGACAAGGAGGACACCUACCCGUAUGAGGCUGCUGUGAGUACCUACAUUCA
This is a messenger RNA of Nilaparvata lugens (brown planthopper), 266 nucleotides long. Its product is annotated as cathepsin L-like. The record is from RefSeq and is a predicted model, not a curated record. Gene Ontology annotation, cellular component: lysosome. NCBI's taxonomy places the organism in Eukaryota, Metazoa, Arthropoda, Insecta, Hemiptera, Delphacidae. Gene Ontology annotation, molecular function: cysteine-type endopeptidase activity. The transcript has a single exon. The annotation marks the transcript as partial.